AGGGGGCGAGCGCAGCGGAGGCGGCAGUGAGGAGCUGUUUCCACCUCGCCAACCCCGGCAGCACUGGGGCGGCCGCCGCGGGCCAGGGGUGGGGACAGCACUUCGCUACGCCGCGCGCACCCCCGCCGGGCCGCGGUCCUGACCCCCGGGGCGAGCGGGAAAGCGGCGGCGGCGGCGGCGGCGGCGGGAGCAGGAUGCAGGGGAAGAAGCCGGGCGGCUCGUCGGGCGGCGGCCGGAGCGGCGAGCUGCAGGGGGACGAGGCGCAGAGGAACAAGAAGAAGAAAAAGAAGGUGUCCUGCUUCUCCAACAUCAAAAUCUUCCUGGUGUCCGAGUGCGCCCUGAUGCUGGCGCAGGGCACGGUGGGCGCCUACCUGGUGAGCGUGCUGACCACCCUGGAGCGGAGGUUCAACCUGCAGAGCGCCGACGUGGGUGUGAUCGCCAGCAGCUUCGAGAUCGGGAACCUGGCGCUCAUCCUCUUCGUCAGCUACUUCGGGGCGCGCGGGCACCGGCCGCGCCUCAUCGGCUGCGGGGGCAUCGUCAUGGCCCUGGGCGCGCUGCUGUCCGCCUUGCCCGAGUUCCUGACCCACCAGUACAAGUACGAGGCCGGCGAGAUCCUCUGGGGCGCCGAGGGCCGCGACGUCUGCGCCGCCAAUGGCACGGCCAGCGACCAGGGGCCCGAUCCUGACCUCAUCUGCCGGAACCGGACCACCACCAACAUGAUGUACCUGCUGCUGAUUGGGGCCCAGGUGCUCCUGGGCAUCGGUGCUACCCCCGUGCAGCCCCUGGGCGUCUCCUACAUCGACGACCACGUGCGCAGGAAGGACUCCUCGCUCUAUAUAGGAAUCCUGUUCACAAUGCUGGUGUUCGGACCCGCCUGCGGGUUCAUCCUGGGCUCUUUCUGUACCAAAAUCUACGUGGACGCUGUGUUCAUUGAUACAAGCAACCUGGACAUCACCCCGGACGACCCCCGCUGGAUUGGAGCCUGGUGGGCCGGCUUCCUGCUCUGUGGUGCCUUACUCUUCUUCUCUUCCCUCUUGAUGUUCGGGUUCCCACAGUCUCUGCCCCUGCACUCAGACCCCGCCGUGGAGAGCGAGCAGGCCAUGCUCCCCGAGAGGGAGUACGAGAGGCCCCCGCCCAGCAACGGGGUCCUGCGGCACCCGCUGGAGCCGGACAGCAGCGCCUCCUGCUUCCAGCAGCUGAAAGUGAUCCCCAAGGUCACCAAGCACCUGCUCUCCAACCCCGUGUUCACCUGCAUCGUCCUGGCCGCCUGCAUGGAGAUCGCGGUGGUGGCCGGCUUUGCCGCCUUCCUGGGGAAGUACCUGGAGCAGCAGUUCAACCUCACCACCUCCUCUGCCAACCAGCUGCUCGGGAUGACCGCCAUCCCCUGCGCCUGCCUGGGCAUCUUCCUGGGCGGCCUGCUGGUGAAGAAGUUCAGCCUGUCGGCCCUGGGCGCCAUCCGGAUGGCCAUGCUCGUCAACCUGGUGUCCACGGCGUGCUACGUCUCCUUCCUCUUCCUGGGCUGCGACACGGGCCCCGUGGCCGGGGUUACUGUUCCCUAUGGAAACACCUCAGCACCUGGCGCAGCCCUGGACCCCUACUCACCCUGCAAUAAAAACUGUGAAUGCCAAACCGACUCCUUCACACCCGUGUGCGGGGCGGACGGCGUCACCUACCUGUCUGCCUGCUUCGCUGGCUGCAGCAGCACGAAUCUCACCGGCUGUGCGUGCCUGACGACCGGCCCGCCCGAGAACGCCACCGUGGUCCCCGGCAAGUGCCCCAGCCCCGGCUGCCAAGAGGCCUUCCUCACCUUCCUGUGCGUGAUGUGUGUCUGCAGCAUGAUCGGGGCCAUGGCCCAGACGCCCUCGGUCAUCAUCCUCAUCAGGACCGUCAGCCCUGAACUCAAGUCUUACGCGCUGGGAGUUCUUUUCCUCCUCCUUCGCUUGCUGGGCUUCAUCCCCCCGCCUCUCAUCUUCGGGGCCGGCAUCGACUCCACCUGCCUGUUCUGGAGCACGUUCUGCGGGGAGCAGGGCGCCUGCGUCCUCUACGACAACGUGGUCUACCGGCACCUGUACGUCAGCAUCGCCAUCGCGCUCAAGUCCUUCGCCUUCCUGCUCUACACCACCACGUGGCAGUGCCUGCGGAAGAACUAUAAGCGCUACAUCAAGAACCACGAGGGCCGCCUGAGCACCAGUGAGUUCUUUGCCUCUACUCUGACCCUAGACAACCUGGGGAGGGACCCUGUGCCCGCCGGCCAGACGCAUAGGACAAAGUUUAUCUAUAACCUCGAAGACCAUGAGUGGUGCGAGAACAUGGAGUCCGUUCUAUAGUGACUCAGGGGGCGAACUCUGUAUAGCAAUCAAAGGGUCAUUUUUCCUACAAAAAAAAAAAAAGAAAGAAAAAAGGUUUCCAAAAACCACACGCACACGCACACACAUACACACACACAGGACCUUUAUCCUUUUCUCCACAUCAGAGCCAGACGGCCUUCAGAAUGAGGAGAGCUUGGGACCACGUGUCUGACGCGUGACCUACCUGCUGGGCGCAGGGCCUGCUCUGGGACGCCAGCGCGGGGUCUCAGGAUGCCGACGGCUGCAAGCAACGGGCACUGCCAAGUUCAGGGAACAGUGGUGGCCAGCUCGGAGGACGGACGUUCCUGAACACACAUACAGCAUACAAACGAGAGACAACUCUUUUUAAAGAAAGUCUACUAAAAACCACACGUUGACAACACGGCCAGGAUAAGCACUAGUGACACCCCCGGGCCCCCCUUCCCGUGGGGGGCGGGGGGCCCGCAGGCGGGAGGAGGGGGCCCCCCCCUCUCUAACCUUCGCAAUAUGGGUCACUGUGUAGACGCCUCACCCAGUCUGCCUGUGGUUCAAGGCCCGCGCGCUCAGCGAUGCUAACGGGUGAUCCGUGUGGAGUCUGUAAUUGGCACCUCUCACCAGCUCCAUUUCCACGUUCACGCCGAGGGCCCGCGGGGCCGGGUGCAGGGCCAGCACCUCGCCUGCCCCCGGAGCGCCUCCCAGUGGCGGGGCCCCCGCCCCGCAGAGCGACCUCAGGAAGCAGGGGCCUCACUGGCUAUGACUGGCUUCUCUCAGAGCCGGUGAGGCCCAGCCCAGCCCAAGUCAUUUGCUUACAUUUGCCAAACAUUUUGCCAUUUUUUAAAAAAAAAUCCUGCAAUGCCUACGGAUUUCAAACUGUUGUCUGUAUCACCCUCCAAUACUAUUUUUAACGACUUCCGAACCUGUGUUGGCCGCCAGGCUCUGACACGGGUCUUAGGCCGGAUUUCCUAUGCUGGUUGCUUUCACUUUCUCCCUUUUUUAAUGCACCAAAAAUAUAAUGUGAUUCAAGGGAA
Messenger RNA from Eptesicus fuscus (big brown bat), 3355 nucleotides. It is a transcript of the gene SLCO3A1, whose product is annotated as solute carrier organic anion transporter family member 3A1. NCBI's taxonomy places the organism in Eukaryota, Metazoa, Chordata, Mammalia, Chiroptera, Vespertilionidae. The transcript has 10 exons. The record is from RefSeq and is a predicted model, not a curated record. Gene Ontology annotation, biological process: prostaglandin transport; transmembrane transport; sodium-independent organic anion transport. Bases 195 to 2327 code for a protein of 710 amino acids. Gene Ontology annotation, cellular component: membrane. Gene Ontology annotation, molecular function: protein binding.